AUGUGUACCACCUCAUCUUACGGACUUUAUUUGCUUUUUUUCCUGCUCUUGCUUAUCGAAAUAUCUUCUGACUCUUUCACUGUAUUUUUUCUUUAUAUUCCAUUGAAAUCUCUUGCAGUAUCUAUCUAUCUAUCUAUCUAUCUAUCUAUCUAUCUAUCUAUCUAUCUAUCUAUCUAUCUAUCUAUCUAUCUGCGGACAGGGAAUCGAUUUUUGAUCUAUCUAUCUAUCUAUCUAUCUAUCUAUCUAUCUAUCUAUCUAUCUAUCUAUCUAUCUAUCUAUGGUAUAUACAAAGGAGGGUCUAUCUAUCUAUCUAUCUAUCUAUCUAUCUAUCUAUCUGCGGACAGGGAAUCGAUUUCUGAUCUAUCUAUCUAUCUAUCUAUCUAUCUAUCUAUCUAUCUGCGGACUAGGAAUCGAUUUUUGAUCUAUCUAUCUAUCUAUCUAUCUAUCUAUCUAUCUAUCUAUCUAUCUAUCUAUCUAUCUAUCUAUCUAUCUCUUAUAUACAAAGGAGGAUAUCUAUCUAUCUAUCUAUCUAUCUAUCUAUCUAUCUAUCUAUCUAUCUAUCUAUGUGUGGUAAUGCUCCAUAUAAGCGGAAUAUUUAGUAUAUACAAAGGAGGGUAUCUAUCUAUCUAUCUAUCUAUCUAUCUAUCUAUCUAUCUAUCUAUCUAUAUGUUCCGAGUUGAAAUUAAUUUUAUCAAUCUAUCUAUCUUCAUUAUUUUUCUCAUCUAUCUAUCUAUCUAUCUAUCUAUCUAUCUAUCUAUCUAUCUUCAUUAUUUUUUCACUCUCUAUCUAUCUAUCUAUCUUCAUCUAUCUUUAUCUUCAUUGUUUUUUAUCACUUCUAUCUAUCUAUCUAUCUAUCUAUCUAUCUAUCUAUCUUAUUUUUCUCACUAUCUAUCUUCAUUAUUUUUCUCACUAUCUCUAUCAUCUAUCUAUCAUCUAUCUAUCUAUCUAUCUUCAUUAUUUUUCUCACUAUCUAUCUAUCUAUCUAUCUAUCUAUCUAUCUAUCUAUCUAUCUAUCUUCAUUAUUUUUAUCACUAUCAUCUAUCUAUCUAUCUAUCUUAUUUUUCUCACUAUCUAUCUUCAUUAUUUUUCUUCAUCUAUCUAUCUAUCUAUCUAUCUAUCUAUCUAUCUAUCUCUUCAUUAUUUUUUAUCACUAUCUAUCUAUCUAUCUAUCUAUCUAUCUAUCUAUCUAUCUUCUAUCUUAUUUUUCUCACUAUCUAUCUUCAUUAUCUAUCUAUUCUAUCUAUCUAUCUUCAUUAUUUUUCUCACUAUCUAUCUAUCUAUCUAUCUUCAUUAUUUUUAUCACUAUCUAUCUAUCUAUCUUAUUUUUCUCAUUAUCUAUCUUCAUCUAUCUAUCAUCUAUCUAUCUAUCUAUCUUCAUUAUUUUUCUCACUAUCUAUCUAUCUAUCUAUCUUCAUUAUUUUUAUCACUAUCUAUCUAUCUAUCUAUCUAUCUUAUUUUUUUUCACUAUCUAUUUCAUUAUCUAUCUAUCUAUCUAUCUAUCUAUCUAUCUAUCUAUCUAUCUAUUUUUCUCACUAUCUAUCUUCAUUAUUUUUUCUUCAUUGUUUCUAUCUAUCUAUCUAUCUAUCUAUCUAUCUAUCUAUCUUCAUUAUUUUCUCACUAUCUAUCUAUCUAUCUAUCUAUCUAUCUAUCUAUCUAUCUCUAUCUAUCUAUCUUAUUUUUCUCACUAUCUAUCUAUCUAUCUAUCUAUCUAUCUAUCUAUCUAUCUAUCUAUCUAUCUAUCUAUCAUUUCUUAUUACGGAAUUUAUUGACACAAAAAAUUAUUCCUUGCCCAAACACAUAUUUCUCAUGAUCUAUCUAUCUAUCGAUCUAUCUAUCUAUCUUCAUUAUUUUCUCACUAUCUAUCUAUCUAUCUAUCUAUCUAUCUAUCUAUCUAUCUAUCUAUCUAUCUAUCUUCAUUAG
Messenger RNA from Acanthosepion pharaonis, 1920 nucleotides. NCBI's taxonomy places the organism in Eukaryota, Metazoa, Mollusca, Cephalopoda, Sepiida, Sepiidae. The record is from the annotation of a GenBank genome assembly.